GGUAAACAUCAAAGACAGGGUGGUAAUUGUCAACUUUGUGAUCGACGUGUUUACGUUGAAAAUUUUUACUUUUACUAGAAAGUUUCGUGAUGCGCUAGUAUAUAAGCUACAUAAAAAUGAACAAUAAGCCUAUUCUAACAUACGCUGGUGCCGAACAGCUUUUUCGCUCUCUCGAGUCGCACAUCGUGUCUGCAAUCCCAUUAGAUACUUACGAGUGGCGACGUCCUUACGGCAGACCAAUCAAAAAUGUGCGUCUUGAUGCAAAGUUCCAACAGUUUUCUACUGAACCGCUUGAAAAGUACAGGAAAGGUGAAUGGAGCAUUCAGGAGCACCCCGUGUUACAUAUUUUCAUCACAGAAUGCAAUGACAUUGAAACCUAUAAGACUGUCAUACGUGAUGAAAUUGAUACAUGGCUGAAAACGCUUCAACUAUACAACAUCGACGAUUGGAUGAUUCUUCUUGUUGAAACGAUAGACGUUCGAAAAACGAAAAAUCUCAUUCCACGUACUACAGUUCUCGACAAGAUCCGAUUAGAUUUCGCUUCGAAAAGCGGAGAUCGAUGCAUUUCAGUUCUGAAUCCAGCGAAAUUCGAGCAACGAUCAACUGAGUCAUUCCGAUGCCUAGUGCAGCGCAUCAAACAUUUGAUGUUGGUUAGUUAUAAUAAAAACAUAAUCAAAUAUGAGGAAUUGAUACGAGCGCAACGCGAGAAACGUAACCACGAUGGCUGGAGCUUCUUAAAGUAUUUUUUACUGCAGGAAGAACUCGCUUUGAUUCUUGAGAAUUUGGGGCUUUACACAGAGGCUCUAGUUCAAUAUGAUGAGCUUGACGCGAUGUUUUCACAAUUUGUUACAAAUUCUGUGUUUGGCGAGAAACAUAAGUGGUUGGAGACGUUCCGACAACAAACAGCAUCGUUUCCGGGAAUUUCUCUGAAGAAAAAGAACAAAUUUAAGGCAAGAGACGAUAUAAUCUCAGGAACUAUUACCCUCAUAGACUUUCGCAACUACUUAUUCGAACGCCAAUGCAUUUUGCUUGAGCAAUGCGAUCGUACAGCAGAAAUAGGUGAACGAUUGCUACCAUUUUUGUUUUCUACGCUUCGAGAAUUGGAGGUAAUGAAAAUUGAGGCGCCUGUUGGAGCUUUGAGCUGUUGGGAGUUUGUGUGCGCAUUAGAAGUUCUCGAUAUUUGUGAUCGGGCAAUGGAGACUAAGGAGGUAUCUUGCUUCCAACAUUGCGCUCCCAUUUGGAACUUGGCGAAGGAUAAAUUGUAUGAAUUGGGGAAAUUGUGUGGUCUUCUGCCAGGCUUCACCCCUACAUCUGAGCAACUCCACACGGUAGUGCAACUCUCUGCAGGAAUUGGUGAUGAACCAGAAACCGAGGAGAUGUUUGUCGAAACGCAACCACAAAUUGAGAAGAAAUCACAUUCACCGAAUCGUAAACCCAAAAAGAGUUCAACACAAAAAUUAAAAGAUGCUUUAGGAGCAAACGAGGCAUUUCAGAAACUUUAUCUUGAACUAUGCGAACUGGCAAUUAGCACAUAUAAACACGUAUCCCGGCUUCGUUCGGCUCGUCUGGUUGGUCUCGAUCUGGGGAAUUUCUACUGUGCCCUGAAUGAGCCCAACAAAGCUGUAGUUUUCUUCACGGAUCUUCUCCGGGAACUGAAGUCAGAGAACUGGAAUCAUUUGGCCAGUCAAACACUUUUGGAGUUAGCAAGUUGUUACAGGAAAAUGGAUGACUUGUUGGCGUAUACAAAAACUUGUAGUACGAUUUCAUGUUGUUUGGAAAUGGAGAUUUUGGUACGAACAUUCUAUUUCGAUGAGUUUUUGAAGUCUUUGAAAGCUUUGAAGGACCAUUUGACUAUUGAUGCUGGCUCGAAUUUGAAUUUGGCGCUUCUGGAGGAUCAUUUUAAAAUACUUGGCGUGAAACUUCUGAAUGAAAAGCUGAUAAUACAAGAUGACUUUGUUGUUGUUCAACUCAAACUUGAUAGUUACUUUCCCCGAGAAGUUUAUGCUGAAAAAAUAUUACUUUCAUUCGAUAUGAAUUCGAAUGUAAACGAGUUUACAGUGAACGCGAGUCUGAAUGAAUCACCGAUCCUGCCGAUCAGUUUGCAUUUGGAUUACAAACAGGACAACACUUUGGCUUGCGCAUCGGUUGCAUGCGAAACUGUGAAAAGCAAGCAGCCUGUACGCAGAACAAGUAGCACAAGAAGGAAACUCUCACCAACAGUUCGAACUGAUUUCACGAAUAGUGUUUGCAUCGAAUGCGGGGUAGCAAUACACCCGGGAGUAAAUGUGUUUGAGUUACGUUGCAAGGCUGUUCGCGUUGGGAUUUGGAGAUUCAAACAACUCUCCAUUCACAUCGACAGGAUUGAGUUUCUUUCAGAUAGAAUUCCACUGAAGAUGGAUCCUUUUGAAAUUACUACAAAGCCAGCUUCCGCCGUGUUGAGUUUCAAGAAUCUUAUUGCUGGGAUUGAACAGCCGGUACAGCUAAUAGUUAGUGGUGGAAGCUUUAUAUUUCCUCCUGAUGCAAAAAUCGUUUUGAAAUGUUCGAAACAUCUUAAAGUUCGAUUACGUGAUGCUUCGGACGAUUCACUCGAGAGUCAAAUCAAUAUUCCUUUGGUUGCCUUCAAGUCAUUUGAGGAAAGGACGAUUGAAUUGGAUGUGCUAUCCGAAUUGCCUGGUCGAAGCGCUGAUAAGAAAAUUGAGCACAAAGUUACGUUACUUUGUCCAUGGUCAAGAAAUGAAAUUGAAAUCCCACUGCAUUUUCUCCCUGCAUUGACUACGUCUUGUCGACUUCAUACCUGCGGCACUCAGAAGUUCUUGCAUGUGUGCUUGAAAGGAUUGGAUGGACAUCUUUCUUUGAUAGAGCCAAAAAUGACUUGUGAAGCUGUGGGUGUCAGUUUAAUCGAUCUAAAUUCAAAAUCACCACAACAAAUUGAAAUCUACAAAAAUUUAACAGUCUCGUACCUGUGGGAGCUCCAAGUGGAACCCUUAAAAACGGAGACUGAGUUGCCUGUGAUCAAAGUUAAUUUUUCAGCGAAAUACACUAAUUUCGACAAGCCGGGGGUGUUUCGUAGUUUUGCAUGUUCAUUUGAUGUAACUGACUAUACGACUCUAUUCCGGAUCCAAGCCCACAUAGAACCGUCGGAGCUUUGUCGUGUUGGAUCUGUUUGCAGUUUACACUUGAAAAUCAGUAAGGUUCAUGAUAAUCCGUUCUCAGACUUGAUGUAUGAAGUAUUGGCGGAUCAGAACAUGUGGGCCGUUUGUGGAAGGUCGGCAGGUGUAAUAUCAAUGCUGGAUGUUGAAUGCCAUUCGAUAUCUUUAGAUGUUUUACCUCUAAGUGCUGGAUUUCUACCCUUGCCGAAUGUUCGAUUGUCGAAAUACAUUUCCAGCAAGAGUAAAACGGAAUCGCGACCCAAGCCAUUACCUUUUCCGCCCGGACAAAUUUAUAACUCUACAAAGAGCAUACAAAUUCACGUGUUGGCCGGCGCGAAUGCUGAACAAUAGGAAGGGAAAAAGUGGGAUUUUUUCUAUAAGUCAUACUCAUCGCUUCUUUGUAUUUACAUUUUUUGAAUGUAUCCUAUUUAAUGUUAUGGACAAAUAUAUUGGGUUCGUUGCUGAAAAACGGUACGGUAAAACGGAGGGUGUAGCAGCCUAAUAUGAUA
Molecule: messenger RNA, 3658 nt
Organism: Hermetia illucens (black soldier fly)
Lineage: Eukaryota; Metazoa; Arthropoda; Insecta; Diptera; Stratiomyidae
Gene: SIDL
Product: trafficking protein particle complex subunit 10
Exons: 6
Coding region: 117-3500 (1127 amino acids)
Biological process (GO): intra-Golgi vesicle-mediated transport; early endosome to Golgi transport
Cellular component (GO): TRAPPII protein complex
Molecular function (GO): protein binding
Source: RefSeq, a predicted model, not a curated record